CCUAGGUGGUCGCAGUAGGGGUCUUAGUGUAGCCGGUGGCAGUGGAACCAGCGGGUCAAGAAGUGUCAAUAGUCUACGGGCAGGAGCAACAGCGGGGAGCAUCCUGCCGCAGACGCACCAACCUCGCCUCUCUCUCUCUGCGGCGGCCGCCUGCUUCAAACAACCGACGACCCGGCAACGCAGAACCGCACAGGACCGGCACCGGACCGGACCGGGACACGGGAAAACCGAGGAAAACAUGACAGAAACCACCAAAACCCACGUCAUCCUGCUGUCCUGCGGCAGCUUCAACCCCAUCACCAAGGGACACAUCCAUAUGUUCGAAAAAGCCAGGGAAUAUCUGCACAAAACAGGGCGUUUCAUCGUGAUCGGAGGGAUCAUCUCACCGGUGCACGAGUCCUACGGAAAACCCGGUCUGGUGUCCAGCAGACAUCGUCUCACCAUGUGUCAGUUGGCUGUCCAGUCCUCUGACUGGAUCAGGGUGGACCCCUGGGAGUGUUACCAGGACACCUGGCAGACCACCUGCAGCGUGCUGGAGCAUCACCGCGACCUGAUGAAGAGGGUCACCGGCUGUAUUCUCUCCAACGUCAACACGCCGUCCACGACUCCUGUGAUUGGUCAGCCACAGAACCAGACUCCACCCAUCUACCAGAACCACAACAACAUGAAUCACAAGCCCUCCGCCGUCAAACUGUGGGGGAAGAUCAGCGAGAGUCUGGGGAGGAUCUGCUGCGUCCGCCCCAACAUCGAUCGCUUCACCUUCGUCGAUGAAAACGCCAACCUGGGGACUGCGAUUAGAUACGAGGAGAUCGAGUUACGCAUCUUGCUCCUGUGUGGCAGUGAUCUCCUGGAGUCCUUCUGCAUCCCUGGCCUGUGGAAGGACAGUGAUAUGGAGGUGAUCGUAGGGGAUUUCGGGAUCGUGGUGGUUCCUCGUGACGGAGCCGACACAGAGAGGAUCAUGAAUCACUCAUCUGUUCUCCGCAAAUACAAGGACAACAUCAUCGUGGCGAAAGAUGCGAUGAACCACCCGCUGUCCAUCGUCAGCUCAACCAAGAGCAGACUGGCCCUGCAGCACGGUGACGGUCAUGUUGUGGAGUACCUGAGUCAGCCCGUCAUCGACUACAUCCUGCAGAGUCAGCUGUACAUCACCGCCUCGGGAUAGAGACGACAACCUGAGCCGCAUGAAAACAGGGAGAGUGAGGAGGGAGGGCGCGGGUGGGGGCCAAUCCACCUACAACCACCAUCAUCUAUAUAAUUAUAAACAACCCCCCCUCCCUCAAACAAAAACUUAACUGUCUGUCUUCUGUGUCGAACAUAUACUCGUCUUUGAGCUGUCGCUUUCCAACAGGAGCAUUACUGUCCCUCCUUCUGUCUGUGUCAUGUGACAUUACCAUCAGGGACGGGGUGGGGGGACGGAGUGGGGUAUUUUGGGAGGAGAUGGGGGUGUUGGAGAUAACCCCUCAGGGCUGCGGAGGAGUCAUUGAAGUAUUUUUGCACUGCGGUGGUGACGGCAGUGUUUUGUCACUCUGUCUGUUUCUGUCUUUAUUAAAGUUUGGGGCUGCGUGGACGCAGCCGGGUGUGCUCAGUGUAACGAUGGCCGAUGGCUCUAGCGGGACAAAACUCUCCUUCUGUAGCAAGGUUAAUGGGCUUCAUGCAAGACCAGCUCAAAUGUACAGACGCCACGUAAAAAUGAGAUACGAGCACUUGUCGAUUUCACCACUUAUUUACCUCGAGGAGGUUGUUUUCACCCGUGUCUGUCGGUUUGUUUGUCAGCAGGGUUACACAAAAACUACUGGACCGAUUUGCACCGAACUUGGUGGAGGGAUGGGCCACGGGCCAGGGACGAACCCAUUCAGUUUUGGGACGGAUCCAGUUGAAGGGGCAGCUCCAGGAAUUUUUUAAAACUUUCCUUAACAUUGUCAGAUAGGGCAUUUUUGGACAUUUCGUCAAUAUGUGGCCUCGGCGGAGGUAUGAGCUCUACUGACUGCCAUUCUAGUUUUACCAGGUAUCACAAAUUUCACACCUGGUCCAGUCCUGUUGUUCGAGUCACGUACAGACAGUCUGACUUUCUUCGCAGUGGAAGAAACACUUGUUUAAAUUAAGUCAGUUAAAUGAGUAUAUAUCACACAGCCUGUGUGUUGUGUUUGACUUGAUGAUUUAUUCAAUCAAAAUAACUGUUACCAAAAAUAUGAAAUUUAAGUUUUAGUUACUGUAUGUCUCUGUAAUAGCACCGGUACCAUUGGAAUGGCAGUUGUACUGGCUGACAAUGUCUGUACUGUAAUUUGACUGGAAUUACUAAUAUAAUUGUUAAUAUCACUUCAAUUGUAACUUUAGCGGACAGUGAGUCUCCGCUCAUUGUUUAUCUGUUCACGGCUCCGGUUCACUCUCACCGCUCUCACAGCAGCGUUUUCAGCCGCAGCAGGCAGAUGUUUUCAGAGAAACAUCUG
Messenger RNA from Xiphias gladius (swordfish), 2447 nucleotides. It is a transcript of the gene nmnat2, whose product is annotated as nicotinamide nucleotide adenylyltransferase 2. Gene Ontology annotation, cellular component: Golgi apparatus. Gene Ontology annotation, molecular function: nicotinamide-nucleotide adenylyltransferase activity; nicotinate-nucleotide adenylyltransferase activity. Gene Ontology annotation, biological process: NAD+ biosynthetic process. The transcript is spliced from 12 exons. Bases 239 to 1162 code for a protein of 307 amino acids. The record is from RefSeq and is a predicted model, not a curated record. NCBI's taxonomy places the organism in Eukaryota, Metazoa, Chordata, Actinopteri, Istiophoriformes, Xiphiidae.